Molecule: messenger RNA, 1455 nt
Organism: Aspergillus mulundensis
Lineage: Eukaryota; Fungi; Ascomycota; Eurotiomycetes; Eurotiales; Aspergillaceae
Product: WD40 repeat domain-containing protein
Exons: 2
Coding region: 1-1455 (484 amino acids)
Molecular function (GO): protein binding
Source: RefSeq, a predicted model, not a curated record
AUGGAGGUCCAUCUGGUUAUCUGGGAUAUCUCGUCGGGAUGCAUUAGACGACGAUUCAAACUCAAAAAACCUGAUCUCGACAAGUCAUUCACCUUUUCACCUAACAGUCGCCAGCUGAUUAUCGCAAGCGGAAAAGAGCUUUUGAUUUGGGACAUGGUUAAUGAUUGGGGGUUAAGGAGACUUGCAAGUCAUGACGUCAAGUUCAGGCAUGUCAUAUUCACCCAUAACGGCAGGUUCAUAUCUGAUGUCUGGUACGGCUCGACCGUUAUCUUCAAGGCAUGUGCCCACCACAGUCCACCAGAAACGCAAGUCCCCAUUGGCAACCCCAAGUGGUGGGUGCGCGUGUCCAAAAACGUCCUCGAAAUUUUUGAUAGCGACCCAACAAAACCAAGCUCAAAGCCUUUACUUUUACUACAUCUCACAAAGUCGUACACGGCGUUGAUAGUCUUUACACUCGACGGAAGAAAGCUCAUUAAGUUCGACGAUGACGACUAUCUGGUUUGGAAUCUGCAAUCUGGCGAGGUGGAGCCAGUGAGACAGAGCCUCCAGGACUUCCCAAAGGACGUUGCAUUUCUUCACGACGGUACUAUGCUUGCUGCUGGGAGGGGUUUGAAUCACUGGGAGGUGGAUGUCCUCGGGACCGGUGAGGUAAAUGAGGCCCAAGCGGCCGGCCCAGAUGUGCCCAGGGUCCAGAAGGUUGUCUUGACGCCUGGCAGUCGACAUGCGGCCGUUCUGUGGCACCAUCCGGCCGUCGAAAUAUUUGAUUUCGCUACUUUAAAACGUAUUUCAACUGUGAAAGUUGAAGCAAAGGUUAUACUUGACAUGACACCCGCUCAGAACAGUGGUAACCUGGUGUUAUUCGCGGAGCACCGUAUACUCAUUUACAAUAUUGCUAAGAAAAGACUGGAACAAGAGAUUAACUCGACGUACACAGUACGAACCUCGGACGGGGAGUGUCACCUUGACAGCCCUCCAAUAUCGAGGUUGUCAGAUGACGGGACCAAGGUCGCCUGGGUGGCUAAUUGGGACAGCGAAAAAAAUACUAGCAGUCGCGUUGUACAUGUUGGUAGUGUAAAAACCGGGGAGGUUCUCCAUACAAGCACGCCGAUGGAUAUCACGGUGCACGACCUAGCAUUUUCUGCCAGGGGUGACUGCCUGACUAUACGGUUUCGCGACGGACGGAUGAAGCGUUGGCACCUGAGCGGCGAGCACAACGAACAACCACUUCACCGUGACCCAGAUUAUGUCAAGGACAUCCUUGAUAAUAACCCCCCUGGAACUUCUCUGGAUUCAGAGGGAUGGAUAUUUCGCCAUGGCUUGCGUACGUUGUAUCUACGACAGGAUUUUCGGGAGCAUGCGGUGUCCCGUGAUGGUAACUGCGUGGCCAUUGCCAGAUCUGUACAACUCAUGUCCUUGUCAUUCCUUGAUUCCAGUGUCGAGGAUCAGGUAGAAUAA